CAACAUCCAAAGCAUUCCCAUCCACACCACCACCGUUCUCAGCCUCAUCGCCUCUCAAGUCUAUCUUAGACUUCACUGUCCAAACUCUACCCACAUCUUCAAACCCCCCUCAAACCAUCAAAAUGACUGGAGGCAAGUCCGGCGGCAAGGCCAGCGGUUCCAAGAACGCGCAGUCCCGCUCUUCCAAGGCUGGCUUGGCCUUCCCUGUUGGCCGUGUCCACCGCCUGCUCCGCAAGGGCAACUACGCCCAGCGUGUCGGUGCCGGUGCCCCCGUCUACCUAGCCGCUGUCCUCGAGUACCUCGCUGCUGAGAUUCUCGAGCUGGCUGGCAACGCUGCACGCGACAACAAGAAGACCCGUAUCAUCCCCCGCCACCUCCAGCUCGCCAUCCGGAACGAUGAGGAGUUGAACAAGCUCCUGGGCCACGUCACCAUCGCCCAGGGUGGUGUCCUCCCCAACAUCCACCAGAACCUCCUGCCCAAGAAGACUGGCAAGACUGGCAAGAACGCCUCGCAAGAGCUGUAAACGGUGUUUCUUCUGCUGCUUUUGUUUGCCUUUUGAUUUUACAGGCUGGCUUUUAUUUUUGGGACGUUUUCAUGAACCACGGGGUCACGGCUGGGCACGGUAUUUGCUUUUGAUGCAUGGGGUUGUACAUUACACCAUACAUGAUCCAUACAAAAGCGACAAUGGAUUCGCGAUAAUGGACACACCAAUGAGAACAACUUCUAAAAAA
Microdochium trichocladiopsis is the source of this 732-nucleotide messenger RNA. Its product is annotated as histone-fold-containing protein. Gene Ontology annotation, cellular component: nucleosome. The transcript is spliced from 3 exons. The coding region runs from base 123 to 524 and encodes 133 amino acids. The record is from RefSeq and is a predicted model, not a curated record. NCBI's taxonomy places the organism in Eukaryota, Fungi, Ascomycota, Sordariomycetes, Xylariales, Microdochiaceae. Gene Ontology annotation, molecular function: DNA binding; protein heterodimerization activity; structural constituent of chromatin.